This is a messenger RNA of Prionailurus viverrinus (fishing cat), 5267 nucleotides long. It is a transcript of the gene RTEL1, whose product is annotated as regulator of telomere elongation helicase 1. Gene Ontology annotation, molecular function: hydrolase activity, acting on acid anhydrides, in phosphorus-containing anhydrides; ATP binding; DNA polymerase binding. Gene Ontology annotation, cellular component: nucleus. Gene Ontology annotation, biological process: negative regulation of DNA recombination; negative regulation of t-circle formation; telomeric loop disassembly. Bases 878 to 4870 code for a protein of 1330 amino acids. The record is from RefSeq and is a predicted model, not a curated record. The transcript is spliced from 34 exons. NCBI's taxonomy places the organism in Eukaryota, Metazoa, Chordata, Mammalia, Carnivora, Felidae.
ACACAUCUAGGCAUUAAACAGAGCCCAUGAGAAACUCUGAUGUCAGCGUUGCCAGCUGGCUGGUGCCUUUUGGGACAGGCUGGGGUCAUCUACAAAUACCUACAGCCUACAGAGCUGUGCAGACCCCUUGGUCCCACUGCCGACUGCCAGCCGGUGCUAGGUGCUGGGGAGUCAGGGGGGUCCACCCUCACCAGUCGGGGGGACAUUGGCUAGAAAGUCGGCUGAGGGUCUCCAGGCACGAGCAGCCCUUGGGGAGAAAAGGGGAGGAGGGAUCACAGCUAACCAAUCCGAAGGUUUGUGCAAUUGUCUGGACAAUCCAGGUGGCUCAGCCCAGGGAGGAGUAAUGGAAUGCAGGCUCUGGUGGGGAAAGCAUCGAGGGAGGAGACGGCUGGAACCCUAGGUUUCUGCCUGCGGGCGAUGGAGGUGCCGUUCCCCAGGCUCAGGGUCGACGGCGGGGGCAGGGUGGGGCUUGGAACCGAGCGCGCGGACCCCUCCGCAGCGGAACGGUUUCCGCGGGGAGCGACGCGCAGCGGACCGGAAUUAGGGACGGAAGUGCAGCGCGUUCAGUGACGAUUGUGCGCCUCAGCCCGCCAAGUCCGAACCGGCUGACUGCGGAGGAGACGCGGUGUCGUGCUUCGGUAAACUGGGGUAAAUUCCUGGGGACCCCGAGUCGUGCAAGGCUCCCUGCGGACACACGUUGGGCCGUGAGUCGCACAGACCCUGAAACGGGGCUUCCUGCUGGGAGCAGGGUCACGUCCCAGCGCCGCUGGCUGGCAUCACUUACCCGCAGUGGCGGAGAUCCUGAGAUGUUCGGAGGGGUUUUGUCUCACAGCCUGCAUAUCAGCCAGCCUCAGUGCCUUCCUGAGAACAGGCCAGUAUGCCCAAGAUAGCCCUGAAUGGCGUGACAGUGGACUUCCCCUUUCAGCCGUACAAAUGCCAGGAGGAGUACAUGAGCAAGGUCCUGGAGUGUCUGCAGAAGAAAGUGAAUGGCAUCCUGGAGAGCCCCACAGGCACAGGGAAGACACUGUGCCUCCUCUGCACCACGCUGGCCUGGCGGGAGCACCUCCGUGACACCAUCUCUGCCCGCAAGAUCGCCGAGAGGGCGCAGGGGGGGCUUUUUGUCGAUCACACCUUGUCCUGGGGAGCUGCCGCUUCCGAUGGAGACAGCACAGCCUGCUACUCGGACAUCCCAAAGAUCAUUUAUGCCUCCAGGACCCACUCGCAGCUCACUCAGGUCAUCAGCGAGCUUCGGAGCACCUCCUACCGGCCCAGGGUAUGUGUGCUGGGUUCCCGGGAGCAGCUGUGUAUCCACCCUGAGGUGAAGAAGCAGGAGAGUAACCACAUGCAGAUCCACUUGUGCCGGAAAAAGGUGGCCAGUCGUUCCUGUCACUUCUACAACAACGUGGAAGAGAAGAGCCUGGAGCAGGAGCUGACUACCUCCGUCCUGGACAUUGAAGACCUGGUCAAAAGUGGGAACAAGCACAAGCUGUGCCCGUACUACCUGUCUCGGAGCCUGAAGCGGCGGGCUGACCUCAUCUUCGUGCCGUACAACUACUUGUUGGACGCCAAGAGCCGCCGGGCGCACAGCAUUGACCUGAAGGGGACGGUUGUGAUUUUCGACGAAGCUCACAAUGUGGAAAAGAUGUGUGAGGAGUCGGCAUCCUUCGACCUGACCCCCCAUGACGUGGCUUCUGGACUGGACGCCAUAGACCAGGUCUUGGAGGAGCAGACCAAGGUGGCACAGCAGGGCGAGUUCCACUUGGACUUCAGUGCGGACUCUGCCGCCUCAGGGCUGCGCAUGGAGUUGGAAGACCUCGCCAAGCUCAAGGUGAUCCUGCUUCGCCUGGAGGGGGCCAUCGAUGCCGUUGAGCUGCCGGGGGACCAGAGUGGUGUCACCAAGCCAGGGAGCUACAUCUUUGAGCUGUUUGCCGAAGCCCAGAUAACCUUUCAGACCAAAGGCUGCAUCCUCGACUCCCUGGACCAGAUCAUCCAGCACCUGGCAGGACGUACGGGGCCGUUCACCAACACGGCGGGGCUGCAGAAGCUCUCAGACAUCAUCCAGAUUGUGUUCAGUGCAGACCCUGCGGAGGGCGUGUCUAGUUCCGUGAUGGGGCCUGGGGUCUCUCAAUCCUACAAGGUAGGGGCUGCCUCGGGGACGGGGGAGACCCUGGGGCUGGGUCUCGGGAUGCUGUCCCCUCUGUCCCUCCAGGUGCACAUCCACCCUGAUGCCGGUCACCAGAGGACAGCUCGGCGAUCAGACGCCUGGAACGCCACAGCGGCCAGAAAGCAAGGGAAGGUGCUGAGCUACUGGUGCUUCAGCCCCAGCCACAGCAUGCGCGAGCUGGUCCGUCAGGGCGUCCGCACCCUCAUCCUCACCAGCGGCACACUGGCCCCCGUGUCCUCCUUCGCCCUGGAGCUGCAGAUCCCUUUCCCAGUCUGCCUGGAGAACCCACAUGUCAUCGACAAGCACCAGAUCUGGGUGGGGAUCGUCCCCAAAGGCCCCGAUGGAGCCCAGCUGAGCUCUGCCUUUGACAAACGGUUUUCUGAUGCAUGCCUGUCCUCCCUCGGCAAGGCGCUAGGCAACAUCGCCCGCGUGGUCCCGCACGGGCUCCUGGUCUUUUUCCCUUCCUACCCCGUCAUGGAGAAAAGCCUGGAGUUCUGGCGGGCCCGUGACUUUGCCAGGAAGCUGGAGUCCCUGAAGCCUCUAUUUGUGGAGCCGAGGAGCAAAGGUGGCUUCUCAGAGGUGGUGGAUGCUUAUUACACUCGAGUCGCCUCCCCCGGGUCCAGCGGGGCUACUUUCCUGGCUGUGUGCCGGGGGAAGGCCAGCGAGGGGCUAGACUUUGCGGACACGAAUGGCCGCGGUGUGAUCGUCACGGGCCUGCCGUACCCCCCACGCAUGGACCCCCGGGUGGUCCUCAAGAUGCAGUUCCUGGACGAGUUGAAGGGCCGCAGCGGGCCUGGAGGUCAGCUCCUCUCCGGGCACGAGUGGUACCGGCAGCAGGCGUCCAGGGCUGUGAACCAGGCCAUCGGGCGGGUGAUCCGGCAUCGCCACGACUACGGGGCCAUCUUCCUCUGUGACCACAGGUUCACUCACGCGGACGCCAGAGCCCAGCUGCCCUCCUGGGUGCGCCCCCACGUCAAGGUGUAUGACAGCUUCGGCCACGUCAUCCGGGACGUGGCCCAGUUCUUCCGUGUCGCCCAGAAAAAUAUGCCGGUGCCGGCCCCCCUACUCGCUGCCCCAAGUCUGGGUGAGGGAGAAGGUGCUGUCAUGGUGGCCGUGUCGCCCGGCCCCCUCUCCACCAGGAAAGCCAAGAGUCUGGAUGUGCACGUCCCCAGCCUGAGGUGGAGACCCGCGGGGUCGCCGACCAGGGACGCCGAGAGCAGCCUGUGUGUGGAGUAUGGGCGGGAGCUGGCCCUCGCUCAGCAGAGGCCUGUGGGGCUGCUGGCAGCCCUGGAACACAGCGAGCAUCUGGCUGGGGGGCCUGGGGACAAGGCCUCCCCUGGGAUGGAGAAGGCAGCGCAUGUCUCCACCCUGUCCCUCCCACGUGAGAAGAGGCCUGCACAGCAGCAGAAAGGAGGCAGAAGGAAGAUCAGGCUGGUGGGCAGCCGGGAGGGGCCGGCGGCCAGUACACAGGCGGGCAGGGCCAAGCUGUUCAUGGUGGCCGUGAAGCAGGCGCUGAGCCAGGCCAGCUUCGACACGUUCACCAGGGCCCUGCAGGACUACAAGGGCUCUGACGACUUUGAGGCUCUGGUGGCCUGUCUCGGCCCACUCUUUGCUGAGGAUCCCAAGAAGCACGGCCUGCUCCAAGGCUUCUACCAGUUCGUGCGGCCACACCACAAGCAGCAGUUUGAGGAGGUCUGCCUGAAGUGGACAGGCCAUGGCUGCGGCUACCGGCCUGAGCACAGCCUUCCUCAGAGGCGGGGCGCUCCGUCAGCCCAGGCCCCCAGGGGAAGGAGGGAGUGUGACCCAAAGCUGACCCUGUCCCAGGGUGCAGCUGGGCAACUGGACCCUGGACAGCACCUGAAUCAAGGCAGGCCUCACCUGGUCUGCGGACCAGCCCCGGCAGGAGACCCCAGCAGCUGUCCAAAAGAGGGUGGAUCUGGAGCCCCCAGGGCGGAGAAGCAAGGCCCGCCUGUGGGGAGCGCCUACUUGGCCGAUGUCCGAAAGGCCCUGGGGUCCGUAGGCUGCAGCCAGCUCCUCGCAGCGCUCACCGCCUACAGACGGGACGGUGACUUCGAGAAGGUGGUGGCCGUGGCGGCCGCACUCACUACCUCAAGGCCCGAGGACUUGCACCUGCUGGAGAGGUUUGGCGCGUUCCUGAGACCUCGCCACCAGCAGCGCUUCCGGCAGGUGUGCGCCGACCUGAUGGGCCCGGCCGCCCCGACCGCGGGCCCUGAGCCGCCGUGUCCCCAGGACGGGACCCCCACCGUGCCUCCCGACCUCGCCCACGGUGAUUCCAGGCCAGGUCCCCCAGGACAGGACAAACCCGGGAGGACCCAGAGCAAGAUCUUGGCCUUCCUUAGACCGAGGCAGGCCGGGGAUGUGGGGGCUCCCAGCCAGCCCCCCAGCGCCCCCCGCAGGCACGCGCCCUCCGAGUCCGGUAGGUCUCCUGGGAGGGGCCGCAGGGAGUGUGGGCAGUGGGGGCGGCGCAGCUGCCGCGGCGCUCACAGCGGCCCCCUUGGAGCAGGCUCGGCGUGCCCCGGCUGCGGGGCGGAGGACACGGUCCCUUUCCAGUGCCCUUCCUGCAACUUCCACCGCUGCCGGGCCUGCUGGCGACGGCUCCUCCAGGCCUCUAGGACUUGCCCGGCCUGCCACGCCCCUGCCAGGAAGCAGAGCAUCACACAGGUCUUCUGGCCAGAGCCCCAGUGAGGCUGGAGACCCUCGGGCAGGCGGACGCCGCGUCUGUCCCAGCUGGGACGCAGCUGGGGCACUUGUCCCUUCACGGGGUGCGGGCCACGGGCCAGGCCAGUGCCCGUGGGGAUGCCCCUGAAAUGGCAGCAGGAUCGGCGCCUGCCUAUGAGAAGCCCCGAAGUACCCUUAGGGUCUGGGGAGGGUCUGCUAAAAGGUACCUCUUCAGAACUUUCCUUGGCUGCUUGUUUUGUGGGUGGAGCUUCAGGCGCUUGGCUGCUGCCGCCUGAGCCCAGGACUGGAAGGUGGGGGAAACGCUCUGCUCCCUCCUCUCCGGGACCUGUGUGUGCGCGCGCCCGCGCAGUGGACCUGCUUUUAAUCAGGUGACAGGUUCUCUAAUAAAGUUGCGGAUACCGUA